AUGCAAUCAACCCAAUUCUUCUUCUUCUUUUCUUUUCUGUCCGCUCCUCCGAGGCCCCCCUGCCUCUCCUGCAUCCACCGUCUCGUCUCAAAUCAAACCACCUCUCGCUCGGAUCCUCCCUUCCGUCCUCCCCCAAUCCGUCCUCAACCCUACCUCUCGGCGGCGACGGCGGCGGGGGCAUGAGGCGGUGACCGUGCACGCGGCCUCAUCUGUCUGCGCGCGGGCGGCGAGCAUUGCGGCCGGAGGCGAUCGCGAGGGGGGCGCGGAGCAUGGCGUCCGCAGCGUCGGGCGGCGGGGCGGGCGGUCUGAAGACCCACUUCAAGACCCCCGAGGGGCGGCACAAGCUGCAGUACGAGAAGACGCACUCCCCCGCCGUGGUGCACUACAGCCACGGCGGAAAGACCGUCUCCCAGAUGACGGUGGCAUAUUUGAAGGAGAAGCCGGCCGGUCAGGGCUCCACGCCUUCAACACCAAGUGCCGGCAGUGGGAUGCGAUCUGCAGCUGCAAGGCUGUUAGGUACUGGGAAUGGGAGCCGGGCGCUUAGCUUUGGGAACAAUGGUGCCAGCAGGGCUGUCUCAGGAAGCAGCCGCAUGGGUGGAGGCAUUGGCGCAUCAACCAGUGCAAGUGAAUCACAAGGCAUGGUGAAUUAUGAUGGCAAAGGCACAUACAUCAUAUUCAAUACUGCUGAUACGCUCUUCGUCAGCGAUCUCAACUCACAUGACAAGGAUCCAAUAAAGUCCGUCCACUUCAGCAGCUCGAACCCGCUUUGCCAUGCAUUUGACUCGGAAGCCAAGGAUGGGCAUGACCUGCUCGUUGGCGUGUUUUCAGGAGAUGUCUAUUCAAUGUCAUUGAGGCAGCAGUUGCAAGAUCCUGGAAAGAAGCCCGUUGCAUAUCAGCAUUUCAUUAAUAAAGACAAAGACAAAGAUAAAGAUACAACUGCAGGUGGCGCCACCAGCAGCCGGUGCACUUGUGUUGCAUGGGUGCCAGAGCGUGACGGCAUUUUUGUUGUUAGCCACGCUGAUGGAAAUUUGUAUGUGUAUGACAAAUCCAAGGAUGGAAACACUGAUUGGACAUUUCCAACUGUGAAGGAUCAAAGUCAGCUGAUGAUUUCACAUGCAAAGUCGAGUAAGGGCAAUCCAGUUGCAAGAUGGCACAUCUGUCAAGGUGCAAUCAAUGCCAUAUCGUUUUCCCCGGAUGGAGCUUACUUGGCAACUGUUGGGCGAGAUGGUUAUUUAAGAGUAUUUGACUUUGCGAAAGAACAGCUAAUCUUUGGUGGAAAAAGUUACUAUGGUGCACUGUUGUGUUGCUCUUGGAGUGCGGAUGGCAAAUAUUUGUUAUCAGGUGGUGAAGAUGAUCUUGUGCAAGUAUGGAGCAUGGAUUACAGAAAGAUAGUUGCGUGGGGCGAGGGGCAUAAUUCAUGGGUUAGUGCAGUUGCUUUUGAUCCGUAUUGGUCCCCACCAAAUUCUGAUGAAACAGGAGAAAAUGUCAUGUAUCGCUUUGGUUCUGUUGGUCAGGACACCCAACUGCUUCUCUGGGAUCUGGCAUUGGACGAGAUUGCUGUCCCUCUGCGCCAUCCUUCUGGUGGCUCACCUACAUUCAGCAGUGGAAGCCCUUCUACACACUGGGAUAAUGCAUGCACUCCAACAGGUGUUCUUCAGCCUUCUCCACGGAUGCGAGACGUACCAAAGCUCUCACCCCUUAUUGCACACCGGGUACAUGUAGAUCCCCUCUCUGGCCUGGAAUUCACCAGUGAAUCAAUCCUCACCAUAUGCCGUGAGGGGCUAAUCAAAAUCUGGGCCAGACCCAGCAAUAGUGAGAACCAGCAGCCGGAUUCUUCCGAGAAGGUCGUAGGCAGCACUUCGAAGGAUAAGAUGAUAACAUCGUCAAACAAAGCAGGCUCCUCCAGCUCCAGCUUCAAGCAACCAUCAUCGGUUGUUUUCACAUGAUUGAAGGCUUUGCUAGCAUUUUUAUCAUGCUCGCAUCUUUUGUCACUAAGGUGGGGAUUAAUGGAGCGGGAGUAGCUUGGGAGGCUGCCAGCAAAGGAGGCCUUUUUUUUUUCCUGCUUUGUCGAGGGUUACAGAAGUGUCAUUAUUGCCAUCUAUGUGGCGAAAGAAAAUAACGGAACUUGCUCCUGUACAUAUACAGAUAUUGUCGUAAGAUGAAUAUUACCAGCUUGCUGGUUAUGUUUGAUAUUA
Messenger RNA from Phragmites australis (common reed), 2195 nucleotides. RefSeq lists its product as uncharacterized. The transcript is spliced from 11 exons. The record is from RefSeq and is a predicted model, not a curated record. Gene Ontology annotation, molecular function: protein binding. Lineage: Eukaryota; Viridiplantae; Streptophyta; Magnoliopsida; Poales; Poaceae. Bases 270 to 1946 code for a protein of 558 amino acids.